Molecule: messenger RNA, 1480 nt
Organism: Nymphaea colorata (pocket water lily)
Lineage: Eukaryota; Viridiplantae; Streptophyta; Magnoliopsida; Nymphaeales; Nymphaeaceae
Exons: 2
Coding region: 391-1362 (323 amino acids)
Biological process (GO): translation
Cellular component (GO): ribosome
Molecular function (GO): 5S rRNA binding; structural constituent of ribosome
Source: RefSeq, a predicted model, not a curated record
GAUUGAGAUCCAAUAACGAUCUGAUCCAAUUAAUAAUAUCGUGUCUUACCCCAAGCCAUUCUCACCAGCAGAGAGUGGCAGCUAACCGCCAUGGUACUCGUCGGCAUCGUCGGCACCGUUUUGCGGCUGCCAACACACCGAAGGUUGGUUGAUAUCAAUUGGUGGGAAAUGGUGGAAGCAGGAUUAACUGUAAUGCGCGAGUAGAUCAACAAAUCUUGUGUGUAAGUGGCAUAUUUAACUGCCAAAGCAUGAUGAAAUGUUUGUGCCACUCUCAGUUGACAACCCUGUAAAACAGAAAGGGAAGAAUUGAUUUGAAAACGCUGAAAACAGUAUUCACCAUUUCUCUGAUCAGCAACAGGCCAUUUCUCUUCAAGAAGAAGGCAGCCCGCUAUGGUGGCAUGCUUCCUCCGCCGAGCUACUAGUCUUCUCUGCCCGAAAAACACUCGUUUCCUCUCUCAGACCCCCUUUAUCCCCUCAAAACCCCGGAAGUUCGAACGCUCCAAUCCACCAUUUCACUCUCCUCCCAUUCCCACAAUCUCUCCGUCGACGACUAGCCUAUCCCCUUUACUCCCCAACAGCGGCAUCGAUUCCCGAGAUCUCUGCAUCGAGCUAGUGGAUCCCGAUCUUUGGAGCGUCUCCUACAGCGUUGCCGAGUUCUCUAGAGAAGCUUCCAAUCGAGAAAGAACGGGACUUGAUGGGAGUUGCCCUCUGGAAGAGCGAAAAGAUCCUGACUUCGACGAAAUCGAUGACAUGCGUCUCCGUGGCAGCCUCUUCUACAAGCUCGACCGUGACUCUCGCGAGUUCGAGGAGUACCGUUUGGAGUUUCACCGCAGAAACAAAGGAAAGAGAAGAAAGGAGAAGGCCAUUGAUCUCCAAAUAGGAGAAAGAAGGGAGUUGCUGGAAAAGCCCGAAGUGGGGACUCACGAUGAGGCACCAUUGGAAGAAAUGGUGGUGAAGAAACAGAGAAAGCCGACGUACAAUCAAUUGACAGACCCUUACAUGGAGCCGUUUUGCUUGGAUAUCUUCAUUUCGAAGAGUUCCGUCCGCGCUUGCGUCGUUCACAGAGUGACAAGCAAGGUGGUCGUCGUUGCACACUCGAUUUCUAAGGAUAUGAAGCGUGAUUUGGCCUCUACGAGAGACUCCAACGCCUGCAUUGCAGUGGGAGCUGUUCUGGCUCAGCGAGCCAUUGCUGAUGAUAUUCAUAAUGUGGUGUAUACGCCGAGGAAGGGGGAGAAGUUGGAAGGGAAGCUUCAGAUUGUGCUCCAAUCUGUUAUAGAUCAUGGCGUCAGUGUGAAGGUGAAGAUCAAGCAAUCACGGCCAAAGAAAGCGAAUUCAUUUUCUCUUGCGAGCCGGGGCAAAUGAAAUUUUUGCAACUUCUCUUCCGGGCAAUCAAAUUUUCAGCAAUCAACUUUACUUGCAAGACAUGUAUCUUGUGUAUGCUUGAAAAUAUGAAAUACACUGUCUCUAAGCGUUGUUCAUA